Molecule: messenger RNA, 1548 nt
Organism: Akanthomyces muscarius
Lineage: Eukaryota; Fungi; Ascomycota; Sordariomycetes; Hypocreales; Cordycipitaceae
Exons: 2
Coding region: 1-1548 (515 amino acids)
Molecular function (GO): metal ion binding; acid phosphatase activity
Source: RefSeq, a predicted model, not a curated record
AUGACCCAUGCUCAGAGUCUCUUGGCCUGUAUGGCAUUCGCCGCUGGCGCCUUCGCGGCCGCGACUUACCCUCCCAAGCCGGCCGACCUGGCAACGCCAGUCCAGCAGCGUAUUGCUAUUGACGGCCCCAACAGCAUGGCCGUGAGCUGGAAUACAUAUGAGCCUCUGGACCAGGCAUGCAUCCAGUGGGGGACAACUGCGACCGAGCUCGCCAAUACAGUAUGCGCCGAUGAAACUUCAGUGACAUACCCGAGCUCGCGCACUUGGUUCCAUUCGGUAGUGGUCCGCAACUUGGCACCAGGUACCAAGUACUACUACAAGAUCAUGCGUGGGCAGUCGGAUGUCGAGCACUUUCUUAGCCCACGCGCAGCGGGCGACAAGACGCCAUUCAGCAUGAAUGCCAUCAUCGAUCUCGGUGCUUACGGCCAGGACGGAUACACCAUUAGCAGAAAUCAUGGUAGACGCGACAAUAUCCCUAACAUUCCCAUGUCCAUGAAUCACACUACCAUCGGUCGACUUGCUACUACGAUUGACGACUAUGAGCUCAUUAUUCAUCCUGGUGAUCUCGGCUACGCGGACACUUGGGCUGAAAAUCCAGCCAACAGAGAUGAUGGCGAGAACGCCUUCGCGUCCAUUCUCGAGAGGUUUUAUCUCCAGCUGGCCCCCAUCUCGCAGCGGAAGCCCUACAUGGUCAGCCCAGGCAACCACGAAGCCGCUUGCAAGCUGGAUCAUCACUAUAGCCAAUUCUGCCCCGAGGGGCAGAAGAACUUUACAGAUUUCCGGGUCCGGUUUGGCAAUAACAUGCCUACAGCUUUCGAAUCAAAGUCGGGUGACGAGACAGCCAAGGUCAAUGCUAACAAGGCUCAGAAGCUCGCCAAUCCCCCAUUUUGGUUCUCCUUCGAGUACGGCAUGGCACACGUGGUUAUGAUCGAUACUGAGACAGACUUUGAGAACGCUCCCGAUGGAAUCGGUGGCAGCGACGGGCUGGACAGCGGGCCCUUUGGUGCUCCCAAUCAGCAGCUCCAAUUUCUCAAAGCCGAUCUCGCCUCUGUUGAUCGCAGCGUCACGCCCUGGCUUAUCGUGGCCGGUCAUCGCCCAUGGUAUGUGGCCAACGGUCCGGGAUGUGUGUCUUGCAAAGCUGCUUUUGAGAAGCUUUUCUACGAGUACGGUGUCGAUGCUGGUGUCUUUGGCCACGUCCACAACUCGCAACGCUACGUGCCAGUCUACGAUGGCGUUGCAGAUCCUGCCGGCCUCAACGACCCCAAAGCGCCCAUGUACAUCAUUUCUGGCGGAACCGGCAAUAUCGAAGGCUUGGAGGAGUUUAAAGAGAUUCCUCCCUACAACGCAUUCGCAUACAAUGAGGAUUUUGCCUACGCCACUCUGCGGUUUGAAGACGCUCAGAAUAUGCGUGUCGAUUUUAUUCGCUCAGCCACGGGUGAGAUCUUGGAUAGCUCGGUGUUGCACAAAUCCCACAGCGAGCGAUUUGUCAGACAAUACGACGACGCUCCAGUUGAAGAGAUGACCGAAUUGAAAUUUGAUAAAAGAUAG